AAUACAAUGGUGAUAUCCAGAAUAAACCGUGCAUCGGGCGCAGUUUGAUUUUCUUCAGGUGAAAUUUUGCCACGAUUCCUUUUUGACGCAAUCGGUCCACUCCGGAGAAACCGAGAACAUGGGAGAUAGCAUCGACGCCCUCAAACGUCUCUACGAUAUUUGGCAGGCAGGGCGAAAUGGGGAUGCCAAUUCCACUCACAACCAAACAGAAUGUCACCGUUUAAUCGAGCAGGACACAUUCUUUUUAUGGGUUUUAAUACCGUCGUCGGUCAUAGUUAUCAUUCUGAUGUUUUUCGUCAAACGGGUACGCCUGUGGCCGAACAUCUUAUUCGGAAGACCAGGGAUUCUUAUUCCGAUGGACUUCCUUGACGACAGAGGACUCCGACUCUCGUACGCUGCUGUUUAUGGUCUGACAUCAUCAUUGUGUCUUAGAAUGAUACUGCAGGAUUACCCCAUCAAAUUAACUGGUCCCGUCUUUAUAACAGUGUUCAUAAAGUUGGGCACCAUGGUGGUGUACGGGUUUGCGCUAUACCCCCUCCUCGCCGUGCUUACUACAGGAACAGUGUUGAGUCUGGGGAUGGGUACCCUCUACAUUUGGCUGUUCUUCAUUAUCAACAUGAUCCAUGCCACGGACUGUGCUGGUGACUGGAACUGGCGAUUCUAUAUAGAGAUAGUGUUCUUGCCAGCCAUCCCAGAGUUAGCUUGUUCACUCUUUCUGUCUAUCUCCAUCCCAUUGAGAAUGAUUCGCAUCCUCCUCAGCAAGUGGAACGACGUAGACAAGCAGACAUUUUUUGAAAACUCUUACCAGGCGGAAUAUGUAAGACAGCUGUUUAGGAAACCUCCAAAAUGGUGCACGACCAACUUCGACUCCAACAUGGAAUUGACGCAGCGGGUCAAAGGCAAACUUAGAUCUCUGGUGGAAUUGGAAGAAUCCGGCUUUCGCUACUCCCCACGAAUUCUGUCAACCUAUGCUGCAGGCUCGAUUUUAUUGUUUUUGAUCGCUUAUAACCUCUACUCCAUCCUGAUAACCACGAUGGAGGCCAUCAUCAAUCCAUUUCAAGCAUAUAUAGAUGAAUGGAAUGACACAAGGACAUUGUUCGAAGUAUAUAAAAAUGUUUCAUCGUAUGAGCCCGACUCUUAUGUUGGAGUGGUAAGGAUCGUCAACCAUUGGCUUGGCACUGCCUUGAUUGUUUUCUGCCUCUCCUUGACCCUUGCUGGUGUGAUCGGCAUUGUCCAGUCUUUUCUUGGACUCCGUGCUUACAGAAAUGACUACCUCAGUGCCUGCAGAGGCGAGUUCUCAAAUGUGGGACUUGGUCAUUCCUCUCUGAUGCGGGCCUUUGUGAGCUAUUCUGGUUACCAGGUUGCCUACAUCUUUUGGGCUUUCGUGCUCCAGUUCUUUGUUUUCUGUAUCGUUUUUGCCAUUCUCAGCUACAUCUUCUUCAUCCCGCUGAUAUAUGACAGCGCCACGUGGUUCUUAGACUACAUUCGUGAUUACUGGCCGAUCGUAUCAGUCAGUCUGGUAGUCAUCAUAGCGUUGAACGUAACGGCCAGAUGCCUCUUUUUACAGCAGAGGGGAAAGGUAUUCGCAAUUGAUAACAGGCGGCUACUGUUCUGCGUGAUGUUUUUCGCUUUCUUUUACAAUGUGUUCGUGGGUUUGUUCUCCUGUUUACUGCGAAUGGGCAAAUCUGUAGUGUUUGGCCUGUUCUUCCUCAGCCGCCUCGACAGCAGCACCCUCCCAAAGAAAUUUGAAAAAAUGGACCCAGGUUUCGAAGCUUACGUCGGUCUUAUCCACGUCGAGACUGCCCACACCCAUCCUGUCUUGGUGACCUUUGUCAACAUGGUGAAGGAGGCCAUACGGGAAAGGCGAGAUCAAGAGAAAGAACAACAACUAAAAGAAACAUCAGCAUCAGCUAAAAUAGUUGACUACGAUGAGCUUGGUAGUAUCGAAAGAAUGGAACCAGACACAGACAGAUCAGUGAAAAAGAGCAAACAAAUCAGGUCGCGAUGGUUCCUGUCCUACACCUUGAUAAACAAUCUUCCCCUUCGGGCGACAAGGAAGCAUUACAUUGACGCUGAGCGGGAAAAGCACAAGGAAAGGCAACAACGACGGUGUAGGAAGCAAGGCAUUGAGUUGGAAGUUGAGGUGAUCGAUCCAAAUUAUCCCAACAAGGGGAGCGAAGACCGCAGUGCCAGCAUGGGAAACGUGUCAGAGAAGCAUGGAACGCAGUAUGAAACAUUUUAAUGUUCAGCUAUGAUUAAUUGUGUCUGAGUAGCUACCCGAAACUCCUAGAAACACUAACGGCGGUUACAGUAGCUAUAUUCCACCAAGGCUAGUCUUUCCUAAUUCGUUAUCAUCAUAAUGAUGAACUCCACGUAUACUACAGUCCGAACAGACGCGCUUCCGUGUUUCUCCUUGGGUUGCCCCUUAUUUCCGGCGAGUGACAAGUGCCCUCAUACUGUGGUGGCCGGCCAAAAUGGUGUACACACAGAAUUCGUCAUAAAUCUGAGUAAGUCAACAAUGAGUGAAAAAUGAUUUCGAGAAGAUGACCUUUUCGCAUUUCAAUCAAUACCGAACAAUAGACUUCAAUCAAUUAGUUGUCUCACCUCACGGCCGUUUAAUGACAAGUAUAUCUCUUAUCCGAAUGUCCCGCUUUUGAAGUGCACAUUUGGCCAAGAAAGGACUUUAGACAAAAACGCUGUCAUCUUAUGAUAAUGAUAAUGUCAUUAUUGGGAUAAUUCUUUGUGAUUAUUGUGAUUUUUAUAAAUUUUUACCGUAUAGGGCAGAGGAAGGAUACACACAUUGUACAAAUCGCAGUUAUGCUUUACAAUAUUAUAGGCUCAGGUAGAUGCAUGCGUACCGUAGCAAUAACUUAUCACUUCAAAGUAAUAUGUUUUUGCCGGUACGUAUAUCACGAUGAGGAGCUUUUGAUAUUAGCAGCUCCAUCUUUUAACAACAACCUUAUACAAAUAAAUAUUAUCUACAACAUUAACAAUACA
This is a messenger RNA of Lineus longissimus, 2997 nucleotides long. Its product is annotated as receptor for retinol uptake stra6-like. The transcript has 17 exons. Gene Ontology annotation, biological process: vitamin A import into cell. Gene Ontology annotation, cellular component: plasma membrane. Lineage: Eukaryota; Metazoa; Nemertea; Pilidiophora; Heteronemertea; Lineidae. Gene Ontology annotation, molecular function: retinol transmembrane transporter activity; signaling receptor activity. The coding region runs from base 119 to 2242 and encodes 707 amino acids. The record is from RefSeq and is a predicted model, not a curated record.